AUACGAAUCAGCCCUAUCGAUGCCGAUGGGGUCCCAUUUCACAACUAUUGAAGGUGGAGGCGCCGGUGGUGUCAUAUGGAGCAAACUAAAGCGAUCAACCGAAGGUAGAUGAUUUUAAUACAACGGGCGCUAGCUUGCGGCACACAGCGGUGUGCUAGAUUUUUCCUUAAAAAAACACGGUGGAGGCUUUUAGGGUUCUUACCGGCUACUCAUUCUAGAGCUCCAUCUUAUAGAGUCCAAAGUGAGGCUCAAUCAUGUAUGGUUUACUCGUCAGAUGGUUUUCUCAGCUGAGAAGUACUGGAGAUCCAUUGCCCAAUCUCUAUCUUCUUCGAGUCUCAUAUCUCAGAUUCAAUUCAGAUGCCACAAAUCAACCAUCUCUCACAGUAGAUUACCUGGUGAAUUCAUGUGGGUUGUCCCCAGAAUCAGCUCUCAAAGCCUCCAAAAUUAUUGAUCUCAAGACCACAACCAAAUCGGACUCUGUUCUAGCUCUCUUUAGAAACUAUGGAUUCUCCCAACCCGAGAUCUCAAACAUCAUUUCCAACCAUCCAGCAGUUCUCAGAGCUGAUCCAGAAAAGGUUCUAAAUCCCAAAAUCGAAUUGUUAUGUAAUAUUGGAGUUUCAGGCCCAUGCCUUGCAAAGAUCCUCUCCAGAUUUUCUAACUUCUUGUCGGUAAGUUUAGAGAAAGAACUCAUUCCUUCUUUGGAUUUCCUUAAGAGUUUCGUUCAUAAGAAUGAAAAGAUUGCAUUGACUCUGAGUCGUUUGAGGUGGAAUAGCCGUCUUCCUGAAAUUAUGGGACCCAACAUUGAAAUCUUGCGAAAUCAUGGUGUACCAGAAUCUAGCAUUUCGAGACUGAUAAUCCUGCAACCUCGGCUACUGACUUGGAAAGCUGAACGAUUUAAGAAGAUUGUUGUUGAAGUCAAGGAAAUGGGUUUGGAUCCCAAGCAUUCAAGUUUCAUUAAUGCCGUUCGCACAUUGGCGGGCUUGAAGAAGACUUUAUGGGAGGAAAAAUUUGCGGUUUUUCAGAGUUUUGGAUGGUCAGAGGAUCUUAUUCUUUCACUGUUUCGGAAACAACCUAGUAUUUUCUCUAUUUCGGAGAAGGGGAUCAGGGAGCGAUUGGUUUACUUCAUGAACGAACUUAAUUGGGCUGUUGGCGAUCUACUGAAGCGCCCUGCCGUGUUACAGUAUAGCAUGGAGAAGAGAAUUCUGCCUAGGUAUUCUGUUCUUCAGGUUUUGAUCACAAAGGAUCUAGUGAAGAAGCAAAGUGUGGGUGGGGCUUUCUUGUUGACUGAAGAUAAGUUCUUGGAUCGGUUUGUGAACAAGUAUCUGUCUAAACAACCUCAUCUGCUAAAGGUUUACCAAAGUGUCUAUGAGGAGGAAGGUUGAUGGCAUAUUUCCAAUGGCUGCUUAUAUAAAUGUACUGGUCCAGGGGUAACUGCAACUAUCUAUAUAUUUUAAGGGCCUUUGUGCCCAUACCCCACAAUUUUAUGGAAGAGAAUGCUAGACUUUUGUGCCGUAGUUUUGAGAGAGUUGAUUUGUGAGAUGCCGUUGUGGUUGAUGAGAUACUAACCAAGGCCAUAGACCUGAAGCUGUGAUAUUUCCUGCUGUUCAUGAAGUUGAAGUACAGUUGACAGUGAUCCCGUAAAAAGUUUUGUCUUCCAUUAGAGACUUUCCUUCGACUUUAAUUCUCGGCCUCAUCUAUUGACGGGUCUGCUACUAGUCAGUUCCUGCAUUAUUGAUGAUAGGAUCACUCUUACCCACAGAACUAGAUCAACCACAUGGUAGUUUAGUUGGGUCUAUAAUUUUUUCAAACAUUUUGUGCAUAUAAAUGUGUACUCGUUUGCCUGAAUUUAAGCUUAUUACACUUGAUCAUUGUUGAAAGUUGAAAUAGAGGUUUCAAAAUGAUUGAAAGAUUGGAAGUAACAAAAAUCAUCAUCACACAAUUGGAAGUCUGAAAAAUGGUGGUGGUGGGCUAUAGAGUUAGAAAUGAUCCAAUAAAUUUAAGGGAAAUUUAUAGUGCCAUCCCCUAGAGAAUACCAUUAUUAGGGAGACACCCCCUGCAUAAUACCAAAUUACACUCGCACCCCCUAUCGUCAGUUGUCAAGUGAGAUUUUGAAAUGACAAUUUUGCCCCUUUGAUUAAAACAUAUAACCUCAUCCUAUUUUACACCAACUCCUUAAUACCCCAAACCUUCAUUGUGGUUUUGAGAGGAGUAAAACUCUUCUCCCCAUCUCCCCUUCUCCAUUCCCUGCGCUCACCCUUCAAUCAAUUUAUUACCCACUAGAUUCUAAAAAGUUAAAUAGCAUCACUUUGGGUGCCAAUGCUAGAGAACAAAAACUAGAUUGAUAUGGGCCAGACAGUGUGAACCCAUGAACCACAAUGUAGACUAUUCAGACUGUUUUAAGCAGCAAAUGAGGGUUCAAAUUCCAAACAGAACAAUAUGUUCCACGCAUAUGCACAGGCACAAAACUAAGGCAAAAUUGGCAGACUGAACCAAUAUUCGCUUCAGUUUGUUCAGUUAAAUAGACAAUAAAUAGACUAAAUACCUCUUAGUAUUCCUUUCAGACACGAAGAAGAAGAAGAAUUUUUAAGGGAAGAAGUACAGAGGGUUUAGGGUUGAGAAGAAGGGAAGGACUCAAAGAAGAAGCACAGACCUAUCUCGAUUAGGGAAGAAGAAGCGCAAACCUCCUCCCAUUGCCACUCAUUGCCAGUUUGUAGCUACCACCGUUGCUCUUCACAGAGAGAAAUCGUUGAUGCUCUUCACGGAGAGAAAAGGAUCUGGGGAUAAAGGAGGUCUUUUUUGAUUUGGGGUUAGGGGGUUAAGAGAGAGUAUAUUGGGCACUUCACUUGGUAUUUUGGUAUUUAGAAAAAAAAAUGUACCAGCUGUAUCAACAUUUAAGGUAUAUUCCGUAACAAAGACUAACGGUAGGGGGUGUGUGCAUAAUUUGGUAUUAUGGAGGGGGUGUCUCUCUAAUAAUGACAUUCUCUAAGGGGUGGCACUGUAUAUUAAAUAGCGAAAUCGUGGUCCUUGUGCCCAGACAUAGAGGGUAGCGACCUCCUCCAUCUCUCAUGAAAGGUAGAAAUCCCAUCCUUUCCUAUUAGUCGGCAUCAUGUUGACACAAGGGCAAUACUAUCUUUUAUGGAACCCUCUCCCAUUAAAUAGUUCAUAGAAAGAACCAUUUGUGAAAUACAAAAACCCCACCUCAUGUCCAUGUGAGCCUCCUCAUUGGCCCUUGUGCAUUGGCCCUUGCAUAGGUGUAGGAUUGGGCGAUCAAGAGCUUUCUUCUCCCUUCGUGUUUUCGAAGAUAGGGAAAAAACAAUGAAAAAAGAGGAUAGUGAGGCUAUUUCUCUCCUUCCAAUUAUUCAAGAGAGGAAAAAACAAUAAAAAAUGAGAAUGUGAGGUGGCAUACUAUACGUCUUAGGGAGGAAAAUAUGUAUUAAGUUGGAAAUGCUAUCCGAGUUGACAGCGUAAAAUGAAAUCUCCCACGCCCUUCCACGCCCACAUCCUAUUGGCCUAGGAUGAAGAGAAAGAGAUCCCACCCAUUCAAUGUGGCCGACCUUGCAUUUCUCUUUCUUAGCUGACUGCAGGAUUCUCUCUCUUCCCCCCUGCUCUUAUCCCGUGGCCUAGGAGAUCACCAACCUUUCCUCCGUCCAUUCUCAUCAUCUCUCCUUCAUCCCCCUUCAGUGCUGCGGACGAUGUCAUUGACUCCGACUUGCCAUCACUCUUUGACAUCUCAUGGUGUUUGAUGAUUCUGGCUUUCUUCUUUGG
This is a messenger RNA of Macadamia integrifolia, 3765 nucleotides long. Its product is annotated as transcription termination factor MTERF2, chloroplastic-like. Gene Ontology annotation, molecular function: double-stranded DNA binding. Lineage: Eukaryota; Viridiplantae; Streptophyta; Magnoliopsida; Proteales; Proteaceae. The coding region runs from base 255 to 1382 and encodes 375 amino acids. The record is from RefSeq and is a predicted model, not a curated record. Gene Ontology annotation, biological process: chloroplast organization; regulation of DNA-templated transcription. The transcript is spliced from 6 exons. Gene Ontology annotation, cellular component: chloroplast.